AUGAGGUGGGCGAGGCUGUCCCCUCACUCCUCCUUCAGGUCCAUGGCGGCCGCGCGGACAUGUUUAUUUCUGCAAGCAGGAGCGCACACGGUCGUCAUCCUCACCGUCAUCGUCCUGCUGCUCGAUUUGCGCGUGACAGUCGCUCAGCAGCUCAAUAUGGCGAACAAGAGCGUUUUGGUCGCCAAAGAGCGCUCACUGAAUGGCAGGGAGGAGAAAAUGGUCGUGGCAGUAAAGCACACCGCCAAUGGGAACCCCACAGUGGAACCAUUUCCUGACAGCAUGGAGAUGAUGAUGUUUGGUAUGGGAUGUUUCUGGGGAGCAGAGAGGCGCUUCUGGAGGCUUCCUGGUGUGUUUUCUACACAAGUGGGCUAUGCUGGGGGCUUCACACCUAACCCCACCUACCAUGAGGUGUGUUCAGGUCUAACGGGGCACACCGAAGUAGUGCGAGUGGUCUUCUCUCCUAAAGAUAUCAGCUUAGAGAAACUUCUCAAAGUCUUUUGGGAGAGCCAUGACCCCACUCAAGGAAUGGCACAGGGGAAUGACCAUGGCACACAGUACCGUUCUGCCAUCUACACCUACAGCCCAGAACAGCAAGACCUGGCCAUGAUGAGCAAGCAUAUGUACCAGGAGGCGCUGGCGAGGAAUGGCCUGGGUAAGAUCACCACAGAGAUCCGAGAGCACACCGAAUUUUACUAUGCUGAAGACUAUCACCAGCAAUAUCUGCACAAGGUGCCUAAAGGAUACUGUGGGUUAAAGGGCACAGGUGUCGCCUGUUCUUUUGGAGGAGAAAAAGAGGAACUCUGACUCAGGGCACAAAGACAUAAUUGUCUUCUAUUUUAAAGGGAUAGUUUACCCAAAAACUUUGUUAUAAUUUAUUCACCCUGUCGUAGUUCCUUUUUUUCUUGAGGAAAGUCAUAUUUAAUAAUCUUCUGAAUAGCUGGUUUAUCGUAAUCUAGAUCUAAAACCAUAACAAAACUUUUUUUCAUCACAAAAAAACUUUUACUGAAUUUUAAUGAAAUACUUUUAUUUAUUUUUUUAUUUCAACUACUUACCCAGCAGUAUUUCUCAUUUUUGGUAAAAUUCUUUUAGUUAACUUUGGCCUGGUUUCACAGACAGGGUUUAGAUUAAGCCAGGAUUAGGCCUUAGUUCAAUCAGGAAAUUUAAGUAGCUUUUAUAAACGUGUAAAGCUUUUUAUAAACUUAAAAUAAAAAAGCUUACACCGACUUGUAUGCAAGCCUGUGUUUAUCACUCCAUUUUCUGCUGAAUCAGUUUCUGGUUCAAACAUAUGGCUGAAUUUAACCAAUAUUUCCUCUCGCCAUUGUGUAGCAUUUACGAAAGUUGACUGAGUGGAUCAGGUUGUCCGAGCUGUGAGUGAGUGGAGGCUGGGACUAAUUUGCAAAUUAAUGGGUCCAGGUAAAAUGAAGCAACUGUGUAGUCGCAUUUGAGAUAUUUUAAGGCAUGAAGAAAGUGUUUUCACAGGAAAAAGCAUUGAAAAAUGCCAUUUUGAUUAUCAAAGAUGAGUUUUAAGGGGUACGAUUAUUGACUGCAGGGAGACUUGAACAAUAUAAUAAGAACAAAAACCAAAAAUAACAAAACUACUAAAUUUGAGAAAAAAAAAUAUAUUAAAACUAUGAUCGCAUAUAAAUGAAGCUAAAAUAAUACUGAAACACAGAAAAUGAUAGUCACUCUUUUUCAUGCAGUUAAAAUAGGCUAUAGCUUUUAAGCUUUAAAAGGGAGCACACCUUUUCUCACCCAAAACUAUUGUAUCGGAUGACUUCAGAAGAAUAUAGUGCACUAAUUAUAUGGACUAUUUCACUGUUCUUUUGGGUUCUUUUUGUAAAGCUUGAAAAGAUCGGUGUGAAUUACUCUUUUAAUACGUGAGAGGGCUGUUUUGUAAGUGUAUGUGUGGAUUUUCCUGUCAAAAUGUCAGUAGUCUCAGUCCAAAGCUAGCAGCAACCUUCUGCCAGUGAUAUUUCCUGAAGCUAAAUCUUUCAUACUGUCUGCUCUAGAGCAUCUGCUCUGUGGCCCAUUGCUGAUCUCUAUGGACAUUAUUGUUCUGCAGCAUUCUAAUACAUCACCCCCAGACUUAAAAUACAAAGGACAAAUUCUGCCUCAUGGUAACAUGCAUCACAACGCUUGCUUUGUGAAAUCCAGAGUUUUUACAACCACUCGGAAAGGUGUACAUAAGACAUUUGUAAAAAUAGAAUUUAGCUUUUAGCUUAUCCCAGUGACCUAGACCGGGCAGAGAGACAACCUGGAUGAAUGGCCAGUCAUUAUUAUAGUUAUUAUUAUUAUUCAGGGAAAAUUCUUUUUAUUUCUCUGUAAUUUUCUUUGUUGCACAUGUCAUUUUUUACCACUAGGAGGCAGCACAUGUAAAUAUAAAAGGCAUAUCUCUGAAUAAGUUCAGGAAAAUUGUCGAAUGUGUCAUUUUUGUGCCAUUGGCAUCACCAAACAAAAGCAGAAAUUACUAGAAAAGAAAGAUUUGUCAUUGCUUUACAAAGGCUUGUGAAGGUCAUUUUGGCAUGGACCCAAUUUAAAUACGUGGGACGUUUGAGAGACUUGGAAGCUGGAAAAAAUUGUGGUUGGAUGGCAGUUGGUUUCUAGAUGGUUGUUACGUUUUUCUGGGUUGUUGUGGGGCAUUUAGGUGUUGUAGCCUUAAAACUUUAGGGUGAGUUAGAGCAGAAACGACCAGAAGACAUUUUUUAAAAUGUAUUUUUCUGUAUUCCACAACAUAUGUCAUACAGGAUUUGUAUGAGAUGAGGGUGGGAAAAUGAUGACAGAAGUUUCAUUCUGGUGUGAACUAUACAAACCUGCUUCAAGUGGGUUAUUGUAAAUAUGCUGGUUUCACACCACAGCUGUGUAAAGUGCUACACAUGAGUCAGCUGCUCAUUUUAGAAAAUGGAAUAGACCUUGAGAAUAUGCUGAGUCUGCUGACUGGCCUGACCAGAGCCGCAUAAUUACAAUGAUUAUAUGUUGAUCUGUCAGACGGUAACUGCCCUUGUUUACCUCAUUAAGUUGAAUACGAGGUACUGACUUUGUUUAAGUAAUAUCCUUGACAUGGUUUAAAAACUGUGUCAAGGGCUUGUAGAACCGUCAGAAUGGAGGAUUCUGGGAGUCUUAUGUGGUGUGUUGUCGUCUGCUCCUCAGCUGAUGAUGUCACUGUUAUCUAUCAUCUCUGGCUGUGUAUCUGGGAUGAGACACACACAUGAUUCACACAGCACCUGUAUAUGAGCAGACAGAUUUCUGGGAAAUGAUGCAUUCAUCUUCACACUCCCACGUGUGUGCUAUAUGCACCUACCUGUUUUCACCGCCAGACAUGCAUAGGAGUUACAAACACACAUUUCUGCUAUGUAUGGUUCAACGCAAACAUUGGCGAAGGUCAGAUUACCAAGAUUUGUUAAACAACUGCUUUCUUUUUUUCCCUAUGUAAAUUGAUCUUCAUACCGAGGUCACAAAAAGUCGUUUGUACACUUAAGUCACAAUUAAUGGCUAAAUUACAGUAGACAUUUUCUUAGAAGUAACGUGUAUAUAUUGCUGUAUUGUAUGAAUAUUUCAUUUUUAUUCUAUACAUAUCAAAUGUAUUUUAACUCUUCUUUCCAAUCGAACUGAAUUCACGAGACGUAGUUGGUGCUUUAACAUGA
This is a messenger RNA of Pimephales promelas (fathead minnow), 3641 nucleotides long. RefSeq names its product methionine sulfoxide reductase Ab (gene msrab). Gene Ontology annotation, molecular function: peptide-methionine (S)-S-oxide reductase activity. Gene Ontology annotation, biological process: cellular response to oxidative stress. The record is from RefSeq and is a predicted model, not a curated record. NCBI's taxonomy places the organism in Eukaryota, Metazoa, Chordata, Actinopteri, Cypriniformes, Leuciscidae. Gene Ontology annotation, cellular component: cytoplasm.